Molecule: messenger RNA, 4986 nt
Organism: Vicugna pacos (alpaca)
Lineage: Eukaryota; Metazoa; Chordata; Mammalia; Artiodactyla; Camelidae
Gene: PPP1R3B
Product: protein phosphatase 1 regulatory subunit 3B
Biological process (GO): regulation of glycogen catabolic process; regulation of glycogen biosynthetic process
Cellular component (GO): protein phosphatase type 1 complex
Molecular function (GO): protein phosphatase 1 binding; glycogen binding; protein phosphatase regulator activity
Source: RefSeq, a predicted model, not a curated record
UCACGUGAAAGGGGGUCUGGGAUGGCAUCCCGAGUGGGGAGAGGUAGCCCGAAAGUUAAAGGGAGCCGCGCAGCGGCUGGGAACCCGAGUCCAGGGUGAAGGGCCGCAGGUAGGAGGCGGGCGCGCUGUUUUCGCACAAGGACGCAUGCGGCUGUCCGCGGAGAGCGCCAACCUGAGCCCUGGCCCCCGCUCCUGCCGUCGCCGCCGCUGCCCCUGCCACCCCGGGGCGGAUGCUGCCGCGGGCUGGCGCCUCCGCACCUCGGGGCUUAUGAGCUGUACCAGGGUUCUAGCCUGUUCUUCUAACCCCGUGAUGGCUGUAGACAUUGAGUGCAGGUACAGCUGCAUGGCCCCCUCCUUGCGCAGAGAGCGGUUCACCUUCCAGAUCUCACCAAAGCCGAGCAAACCUCUGAGGCCUUGUAUACAGUUGGGCGGCAAGAAUGAAGCCAGUGGGACGGUGGCCCCGACUGUUCAGGAGAAAAAGGUGAAGAAGCGAGUCUCCUUUGCAGACAACCAGGGGCUGGCCCUGACAAUGGUCAAAGUGUUCUCCGAGUUCGAUGACCCACUAGAUAUUCCGCUGAACAUCACCGAGCUCCUGGACAACAUCAUGAGUCUGACGACAGUGGAGAGCGAGAGCUUUGUGCUGGAUUUCUCCCAGCCAUCUGCAGACUACCUGGACUUUAGAAAUCGGCUUCAGACCGACCACGUCUGCCUGGAGAACUGUGUCCUGAAGGACAGAGCCAUUGCUGGCACAGUAAAGGUGCAGAACCUUGCAUUCGAGAAGAUGGUGAAAAUCAGAAUGACGUUUGACACCUGGAAAAGCUUCACGGACUAUCCCUGUGGGUACGUGAAGGACACGUAUGCGGGCUCAGACAGGGACACGUUCUCCUUUGACAUCAGUUUGCCUGAGAAAAUUCAGUCUUAUGAAAGGAUGGAAUUUGCUGUGUGCUAUGAAUGCAAUGGGCAGACAUACUGGGACAGCAACAAAGGCAAAAACUAUAGGAUCAUCCGGGCAGAGUUAAAAUCCACCCAGGGAACAGCCCAGCCACCAAAUGGACCGGAUUUUGGAAUAGCCUUUGACCAGUUUGGAAGCCCUCGGUGUUCCUACGGUCUGUUUGCCGAGUGGCCUAGUUAUUUAGGAUAUGAAAAGCUCGGGCCCUACUACUAGUGACAGUGUGGGAUGGAACAGGCCUGUGGUGCAGACGAGCCAAGCUACAGUCACCACGGGAUGGAGAUGAAGGCCUCGAGAAAAGCUGAACUGCCAUCAGACGUGGUUUUUGAAAAGAAAGGAUCCUAGUCACUUUUUCUUCAAUCAGUCAAGCCAGUCAGGUUUAGAUCACAGAACUGGGUCCAUACUAGGUGUGCUGGUCUGUCUGGCACCCACAGGGCAACAAUGAGAGCCUGAGCAGGAUGGUGCCGGAAAGGGUCUGGACCAGACCCAGGCCUGUAGGCAGCGCUGGUGACACCAGAGGACAGUGGCUUAAUAAUGAGGUUGCCUGAAGGAGCCUUUCUCUUCUGGGGUCUGGGAAGUGAGUCACCUGGAAAGCCCUGUUCCCAGCCACAUCCCACUGGGUCUGGGCUCUCUUCUUCAGGUCUUCCUGGCUCAGCCAGGUCCUGCCUGCCUGUUGCUGCUGUUCCGUGUCUAUGUGUGCUUCAUACUUUUUCUCUGUGCAAUUUUUGAUUUGGUUUUCUUCCACAGUUCAUCUAAUGUUCAGGAAAAGAUAAUAAAGGCAAAUCAGCUCAUGAUGGAGACUGGCAUUUCCUCUUCCUGAUGCUACAUAGAUACCCCAGCAGAGGACAAGACACCAGUUAUCGAAAGUAACUGGCUCCUAUGCAGUGUUUCUGAUGGCAGGCUUAUGCCAGGCAGAACAGUCAUGAGUGGGACACUUUUAACUUCUCCUCUUGGCUUUGGGGGAACUUUCUAAGCACUCAUUCUUUGCCUGAGUCACCUGACUGCUCGACGGACGGCUCAGUUACAAGACAUGUUGUAACUUGCCUGGCUGGUUUGCCCAUGUCUAUCUUCACGAAAAGAUUUUAGAAUCUCUUUUCCUGGAGAGUCAUCUUUUAUGCUGUAUUUGGGACGUUUUGAUUUACAGAGUCAAUAUAUCCUCAAUGCCUUCAGAAAAUGUUCAGUUGUAUUUUGACUGUGAUUUACAUCCACUUUGUAAACAACACUUUACAAGCCCCAAUGGACUCUGAUUUGGUUGUUUUUAUUUAUGGUGUGUGGGUAUGUAAAGGAAUAGGGGAGAAAAACCUCACCAGGUUCUCAGAUUUUAUUUUCACUGUUUGCCAGUUCUGAAAUAUCAGAGAUUAAUUGUUCUUAACCGUAUUGGACUAAAGCAUUAAAAAAGUCUGUGGGUUCAUGUUAUUGUGAGACUCCUGGGGCUUUCCUUGUCAGAUGGAUCCCAAAUCCUGUGAUUUUUCUUGGACAAGACUGGUUGGUACUUGGGGGUAUUUAAAAAAUAUUUUUACAUGUAUAUUUGUAGAAGGUUGGGGGUUUUUUCCCUCUUUUGUUUUGGUUUUUGGAGCUUAGUUAAACGACUGCCUCAUUUUUCUCUUGUCUGAUCUUACUAGGGUGAGGUUUUCCACGGGGAGGCAGGAAGAGGAAUACCCAGCUGCCUGGAUUCGGGGGCACAACUCCUGGACUCUGCAAGCAAAGGGUCUUCUUUUGCUUGCAUUAUCCAGAUCAUUUGGAAGAGCCCUCCCGGCUUCUGUGGCUUUGUAAAUCAGUGUCAAGCAGAUCUGGAGUGUCUUGGUUCCUAGAGUUUUGUCGCUGGAUUGUUUUCUUUUUUGAACUGUAAAAUGUUUUGACUUUUUAAAUGCUCUGCAGUGGUGUUCCAUGGAGUUCUUAUUCCUAAAACUGGCUGUGACUAGACUGCAAUUUAGUGCUUUAUUUUGUAUGCCUCUCCCAGGUGGGCAGCACUGGGGGAUUACAGAAUAAUAUAAUUUAUGGGACAAUCACAUUUUUUAUCUUAUGCUGACACUGCACAGAACUAGGUUUUAUCUAAGUAUGUCUUACAUCAAGUACACAGUACUCUCCAUGUUACAAAUCUGAUGACCAGAGCUAUUAUGUAAUAGUGAAAUCUACAUUGCUUGGAAGCAAAACUGAUUUUAUACAGGUCAUGAUUUUGCUUUAAGAAGUCCCUUCCUCGCCCCUGCAAUUUAUGUAAGGUACAAGGUGCACUGUCAUUUACGUGUUACCAGACUAAAGGUAAUGAGAUCAUUCUAUGUUCAUAAGAAACAUGCCUCAAGUAACUUCUGUAGGGUUUUCAAUAAUCUUAAGACAUUCCCGUGUCAAAAGUUGAAAUACGGUAAUUCAGUGAUAAGUAUCUCUUUUAAAACAGCCACAAACCCUCCCCCUACUACCUUUCUCUCCUCCCAGCUCACCCCAGCUUUUCUGCUGGGGGCACUGGUUGCAAGCCCCCAGCCUGUGCACCUGGGCUGCUCACCCCAGCAGGCAAGUCCUCACCCGCUCACAAAGACCCUUCUCUGACUAAAGCAUCUGCUUGCCCGGAUUGUCAGCCUUGUCGCCGCCUCUGAAGAAUACUGUCUUCUCUUUACCCAUCAGCCUGUCUCCUUUUGGGUUAGUUCUGUCCCAGGAUAUCAACAGAUGGCCUCCGGGGUCUGCUCCAGUGGACCCUGUCCCUGUUUCAUAGCUCACCAACAGGAGACAGGUCUAUACACUUCAGAAAGUGAUGAGUUCCUUAGUUGGAGACAUCACUGCAGCCUGACCUGUAGGUAUAACCCUCAGACGGCUCUUGGUUAUGCUGACCAAUGGCCCGCGGUCCUGGUGUCCUUCCCAACUUGCCCCAGACAGACCAGCCUUCUGCCACUCGUGCAGUUGUCCAGGAAUGGGGAGGCAGCUCCAUUUUUGUUUCAUAUUUAUUCCCCCAUAUGUCCUGGGAAGCAUUCACAAAUUAGGUGCAAUAAAUAAGCUAGACUAUAUAAAGAUAGUUUUUUUUAAAAAAUUAGCUUUCAUUGUUUCUUGGAAGAUGUGAAGUGUUUGGGCAGGUUUGUUUGUUUAUUCUUGUUAUAGGGGAGUUGGUGAGAAAUAAUGGAGUUACGUAGUUCUCCAGAAAUUAAAACAAUUUCAGAGUCAAGGUAGAGUUUAUUAUAUUGCUAAGAUUUAAUUUUAACGGUGGUAAAACACUCUCUCAAUGUUUUUAAAGAUGGAAAUUUUGAACUGCUAAAAUAAUGUUUUGUGGUUUUGAUCUUGGCAUAUCAUUUGCUUUUUUAAAAACAAGCAUUACUUGUAGUCACUUGGACAUUAAAGGACUUAUGUGUAUAUAUGUUUAUAAACCAAAAAAGUGUUUGCUCACUUUUCAGAAGUGCUGUUUGCUAGGUCUUCCCUCUCAGUGGACAGUGAAUGAAAACUUCAGUGUCUUUCCUGUUUCCUCACGUCAAAUUCCUCAGCAGGAUGUAGCUGGCUGCAGAGUAUGCAUCAUGGCAUUUUGCUCUGGGAGGGCUUGAUGUCCUUGUCCCUCCUGAAAUGAUCACUGACACUGGGGAGAAGUUACACAUAUAAUGGGGUCUCCCAGGGUCGUCGGAAGACAGUUUGUCAGCUUAUCUUUACUUCCUGAAGUGAGACAGGUCUGGGACAGGGAAGGAGAGCUGUGCUGACGCACAGCUUUCCCUUGUUAGGGUUGUAAAGUGCUGCAGCCCAGGUUGUAAAGCUAUGAGUGUAAAUACAGUCUUGUCGAUCAGCUCCCAGGGUCAGCUGGAUCCGUGAAGACUCCCAGGAUAAGGCUGUGGUGGUGGCAGUUUGCUCUCACUUUAGUGUGAACGUAGAACCAAAGACUCAUCUUCAUUUUCGUGCCUAAAAGUGCCUUGUUGAGAAAUUAUCACAGGCUUUAAAAAAUACAUAUUUUUGUACACAAAGUUAAAGGGGAAAUGCACUUUAAAGUCACCAGAAUGGAUGUCUUUUGUGUGGUAUAAGAGAGUGGUUUGUAUCUCAAAAGCAAAAAUGUAAUAAAGAUAGAAAAAACAAAA